Molecule: messenger RNA, 963 nt
Organism: Formica exsecta
Lineage: Eukaryota; Metazoa; Arthropoda; Insecta; Hymenoptera; Formicidae
Product: phenylalanine--tRNA ligase beta subunit-like
Exons: 3
Coding region: 507-881 (124 amino acids)
Biological process (GO): phenylalanyl-tRNA aminoacylation
Cellular component (GO): phenylalanine-tRNA ligase complex
Molecular function (GO): phenylalanine-tRNA ligase activity
Source: RefSeq, a predicted model, not a curated record
ACGAUGUGAUACAUCCUUGUGACAUUUAUGAAGAUAUUGCUAUUGUGCCUAUGGAUAUAAUAAAAUAGAAAAAACUAUACCACAUAUGUCAACAAUUGCAGCAGAGGUAAAUUUAAGAUACUUUUUAAUUAAAUAUAAUUUAAUUUAUUGAGAAAUUUAUGUGUGGGCGUGUGUGUACUUUAUAUACACAUAUGUGAAUGUUAGUUUCCACUCAACAAACUCACUGACUAAAUACGAAUGGAAUUAGCAGAGGCAGAAUUUACUGAGGCUCUAACUUUUUCUCUGGUAUAUUAAAAAAAAUUUAUAUUAGUUCUUAUAUCUUCGAUUUGACGCAUUUUAAUUACAUUAUUUUAUGGUGUUCCCGUCAAGAUGUAGCGGAUAAAUUGGGUUAUAAAAUAGAAGAUGUACCAGCAAUUCAUAUAUCUAAUUCGAAAACUUUGGAGUUUCAGGUUGCACAUACUUCACUCUUACCAGGAUUACUUAAAACGAUAUCUGCAAAUAAGAAAAUGCCAUUGCCUCAUAAAUUGUUAGAAGUUUCUGAUGUUGUAUUAAGAGACGAUAAGAUGGAAGUUGGUGCGCGCAAUAAUCAUCGUUUAUGUGCAGUGUACGCUAAUAAACCAGCUGGUUUUGAGAUCAUACAUGGCCUAGUGGAUAGAAUAUUAUUGCUACUAGAAGUACCUUGGAGCCCUAGCAAAGACAAAAGUCAAUAUUAUUUGCGUACAGCUGAUGACCCAACAUUCUUCCCUCAACGAUGUGCUGAAAUUGUUUGCUAUGGUGAAGUAAUAGGAAAAAUGGGUGUUUUACAACCCGAUGUACUUUCAAAGUUUGAAUUAAAUAUUUCAUGUUCUGCCAUGUCAAUAAACAUCGAACCAUUUUUAUAAUAAAAAUGAAUGAUCAAAAAUAAUGAAUUUAUAAUGAUAUUGUAUUUAAAUGAAACUUGUGAUAAAAAUAUAUCUGUAUACG